UGUACAGAGAAUUUUUCAACUAUUGAAAUCUGUUGAGACUACAAACAAACGUCAUCGACGCGUAACACAUGGUUACGUACGCUACGUUGACCAUGAAGAACAAUAUGAAAAACAAUAAUGUUAAAGGUAAGAAUCGAGCAGUGAAGAAAGAUGAAGAAAACAAGCAUCAUGAAAAAAAGUUCGACAAGAAGAAAUAUAGGUUACAAAAGUACAGCAAUAAAUAUAAAAUCAAACAAUGGGAAGAAAGGCGAAAGAAAGCUGUGUUACGUGGAUUCUACAAGGAACUUGAGAAAGACCAGCAAAAUUCUACACAGACGCUGUUAAAUUCGAGCAGUACAUCCAAGAAUGUGAACGAAACAACAGACAAAUUCAAGAAGAAGGGCUAUGCCUUUUUCAAGGCUAAGCAGGAAUACCGGCGCAAGCAGGAAGAAAAGAAAAAGAGGAUAGAAGAUGCUGCUCGCAUGAAAGCAGAACGAGAAGAAGCUAUGAAAAACUAUCGAGAGAAAAAAAUGCGUAAUUUCAAGAUAUUGUCGAAAAGAACGAAGAAAGGACAGCCUGUUAUGAAAGGCAGAAUAGAAAUGUUACUGGAAAAGAUACAGCAAAGUGUAACGUGAUCUGCAAUCACACAUCUUCUGGUUAAAUUAAUUUAAUUGUAACAAGGAACAAGAUUACAUCGUGCAUUGUAACAUAAUGAAAUAUUUUCUAGAGAAAGACUAGAAUAUUUUCGCUUUUGUACAUGGAUGUAUAUUUUAAAUUACGUGUGUCGUAUAAGAAUAUAUUCCACUUUUUUUAACAAUUUUUCUUCAAGCCUCGUUAAAUUUUGGAGAUUUCUUUCAAUUCCGUUAUAUUAUCAUUUUUCAUGUAACUCUCACUUGCGAAUUCAAAUAUGAAAGAUAGCUUCGCAUAGCUAUUAAAUUAUAGUAAAAUGGAAUAAUGGAAAUUGUUGAAAUAAAAUAAAUAGAAUCAA
Pogonomyrmex barbatus (red harvester ant) is the source of this 967-nucleotide messenger RNA. RefSeq lists its product as uncharacterized. Gene Ontology annotation, cellular component: nucleus. NCBI's taxonomy places the organism in Eukaryota, Metazoa, Arthropoda, Insecta, Hymenoptera, Formicidae. The record is from RefSeq and is a predicted model, not a curated record.